Colletotrichum abscissum is the source of this 1308-nucleotide messenger RNA. RefSeq lists its product as uncharacterized. The record is from RefSeq and is a predicted model, not a curated record. Bases 1 to 1308 code for a protein of 435 amino acids. The transcript is spliced from 2 exons. Lineage: Eukaryota; Fungi; Ascomycota; Sordariomycetes; Glomerellales; Glomerellaceae.
AUGUCAUCUUCUCACGGCCAAUCUCUGUGGGAGCCGGUGGUCACCUUCACCGUCCUUCUGCCCCCCAUUGAGCAAUACUCGAUGGCAGGGAAGAGCAGUGAAGGAAGCAACUGGGCUCUCCACGAUCCUAACACUUAUGCCAGCUGCAAGAACCACCAGGAGCGACAGGAGGUCGAGCAGUGCCUGGCCUGCGGCAACCCUUCCACCCGGAAGUACCGCUGCCACUGCAAGGCGGCCAGGUACUGCUCAGCCCAGUGCCUCGAGGCUGACGACCUCCAUCAGCGGCUCUGUGUUGGACGUCAAGAUGCCAAGACCAAGCCUGCCUUCAGCCUUCCGUUGGAGAGUCGGCCAUCCGAAAACCACUACCUAGCGGCGCUCCUUCCUGUCGAUGGAACGGAUCCAAAGGCCAUCUGGAUCUCUCUUCAGAUGGACCGCAAGACUGGCAAGAUGAGUUUUGCUACCGACGAGAUCACCAUUGCGAAGGCGGCUGCCAAGUCCGACGAUAGCUCAGACCCUGACAUCAUCCACGUCGGUCUGAACUCGGUCGCGAGUCCCAUCCAGAAGAGCCUAGCUCACGGUGUUAACGCCAUCAAGUUCGGUUCGUACAAGGAUACUUCACCCGGAAAUCUCAAUCGCUGCGUUCAGAGCUUCGGCAGGCCUGGCUUCCUGGCCUGUUACUUCGGCGCUAUGGUGAUCUGGGCGUACGACCUCGAGACCAACGGAGCUUUCAAGUCGCCUCGCGACUUGGGCGUGCGCGACCUGCGUCAUGCUUUGGACUGCCACGUCCUCAAUUCUGUCAACCCGGCCGUCUCUCAGCCUAGUCGAUUCAUCUUCGAGGGUGGUGUCAUCCCGGCUCUCAAGAUCAACGAUCUCUCGGAUCGUUGGUUGGAGGCUCUGGGCGUUACUCGCCAGAUCGAGAAGGUUUGCGGAAAGCAGAUCGAGCCUGCGCACCUCACUGCCAUCAUCGAAUACUUCAAGCUCGCCAGUGCCUCGGGUACCCCGACGACCGAGAAGGCAUUCCGCGCAUAUUGGGACUACUUCAAGAAGAGCGAACUGAUGAAAGGCCACCCGAUGGCUGGAAUCCCUUCGCCUUAUAACCUUGAGACUGGCCAUAGCCAUGACCCCAACUCUGCGGGUCUUGUAACCUUGCUCCAAGGUUACAAGUCCUACGAGGACUUUGUUGGGCAGGCCCCAGUCGCCAAUGAACACGUUGACGGUGGUCUCAACGCCCCGAAGGGCGAGAUCGCAGGAGCCAGUCCGGUACAAGGCAUCGAGCAGACACUUGGCUUCCCGGCUGAGCGAACUUGA